Erythranthe guttata (spotted monkey flower) is the source of this 1841-nucleotide messenger RNA. The record is from RefSeq and is a predicted model, not a curated record. NCBI's taxonomy places the organism in Eukaryota, Viridiplantae, Streptophyta, Magnoliopsida, Lamiales, Phrymaceae.
ACCUGAAGAUAUGGGCUUUUAGCCCAGGAUAAAAAAGCCCAAUUCCAUCUUCUCCCGCUCGCGCCACUUAUUUUUUUGGCGGUUUUCCCUCGAUUCCCGAUGCUUACGUAGCUCUCCAUCUUUGGAAUUCCCAAAUGGUUGUUGCUCUGAAAUUAGGGUUCUUCUGUUCAAGUGCUGGGUGUUUUUGUGCAGUGAAUUCUAGGGUACCUAAAUUUAACAUACCCAUUUGUUUGAGCUUCAAAAUGUCAUCAAAACGACUGCGUUUCAGUUCACCAGCAUCAGCUACAGAGAAUUCGGACGAGGCAAGUAUUAUUAAAAGAGGGAUUCUUGAGGAUGAUCCUGCAAUUAUUGACAAAAUGACUCUUCAGGAGAUUAAAACAAAGUUAAGAAGUAUAGGUGUCCCCGCGAAAGGCGCGAAGCCUGAACUCGUCUCUGCGCUGAAGAGUUGCAUUAAAAGUCAAAUCGAUGGUGAAGGUUCGUCACCUCUGCUUUGUCAAACAAUCUCUGAACAGAAGCCGACUAACGUUCGAGAAAACUCAAAACGAAAGGCUAAAAGGUCGUCAGAAAGCGAUCAUGUUCAAAUAGAAAACGAUGUUUCGGACGUUUCUGUAGAUAAAACGACAAAGAGGCGAGUAAAACAAUCAUCGGUCAGCAGUGUUAACAUCAAAUCCGAGCAGGAGCUCGUCACCGAAUCAACUAAAACCGAAGGUGAAAAAUCCAUCCAAUCGAGAAAGAGAAUCUCUUCAAGAAUCAGCACCGCCAAAACCGACACACGUGUCAAUGCCGAUCUUCCUAUUGUCGAACCUUGGACAGUUCUUGCUCACAAGAAGCCGCAAAAAGGGUGGACCGCGUACAAUCCUAAAAGCAUGAGGCGACCUCCUAUUGCCGCCGAUACGCCACAUAUGAAGCUAAUGUCGUGGAAUGUCAACGGUUUACGAGCUUUGUUGAAGUUGGAGAGUUCCCCUGCUUUUUUUCAACUUGCGCAAAGAGAAUCUUUCGAUGUAUUAUGUUUGCAAGAGACGAAACUACAGGAGAAAGAUGUCGAUGUAAUCAGACGGUCUCUUCUAGAAGGUUACGACAAUAGCUAUUGGACGUGUAGUGUCUCGAAAUUGGGGUAUUCAGGAACAGCUAUCAUUUCCCGAAUAAAACCACUUUCUGUACGAUACGGUUUGGGCAUAUCAGAUCAUGACAGUGAAGGACGCCUUGUCACAGUGGAAUACGAUAACUUCUAUUUAUUGUGUGGCUACGUUCCUAAUUCUGGUGAUGGUCUCAGACGACUGUCGUACAGGAUAACUGAGUGGGAUCCUUCUCUCAGCAACUAUAUGAAAGAUCUGGAACGGUCGAAGCCUGUUAUUCUGACCGGUGACUUGAACUGCGCCCAUCAAGAAAUUGAUAUUUAUAACCCCGCAGGAAACAAAAGAAGUGCAGGUUUUACAGACGAAGAGAGAAAAUCAUUUGAAACGAACUUUCUUGAAAAAGGGUUUGUUGAUACUUUUCGUAAACAGCACCCUGACGUCGUUGGCUAUACAUAUUGGGGCUACAGGCACGGUGGACGCAAGACAAACAAAGGGUGGCGGCUCGAUUAUUUCCUUGCCUCGGAAUCAAUUGCAGACCAUGUACACGACUCGUACAUUCUCCCCGAUGUUGGUGGGAGUGAUCAUAGUCCAAUUGGCCUCAUUCUCAAGCUAUAGGCUCGUUUUCUCGCUCUUCUACGAUAUUAAAAAACACGAUCGAAUUAAACGCAACUUGAAUCGAAAUCAGAUAGCAUUUUGAGAUUAAACGCAAUUAUUAAGGAACACCAAUUCCAUCGGAAAUUCAGUAAUGUGUAAAUCUUCCACCGA